UANAAGCCCAAGAAGAGUGGGUUGUCGCUAACAGGCUAAAUGCCCAGGCAGCAAAGGAAAUUCUGAGCAUCCGCAACCGUAAGAAUGAUGAGUGGACAUUCGACUUGCAUGGUCUUCAUGCAACAGAGGCAGUUGAAGCUUUACAAGAACAUUUGCAAAAGAUUGAAUCUCAGGUGAAUCGUGCUGGUCAUAUGAAUCAAGUGAACUUGAAGCCCAGCUUUGGAGCUGCUGUAUCUGUUGAAACUUCAGAUUGUAUUGAUGUGGAUAAUGAGAGCAAAGGGUCCCUGAUGAAUAAGCAGCGACCAGCUUUCUUGGAGGUUAUAACAGGUAAAGGAACUCAUAGCCGGGGACAUGCUGCCCUUCCAUUGGCCAUAAGAAGCUUUCUCAUCGAGAACGGGUAUUAUUCUCUUCCUUUUAGGCAUACAGGNAAAAAAACAAGCAAGCACUUCUCUAUAUUAUUAACUUUGUUGAGAGAUCUUGAGUCUCGGAACUGGUCCGAGACUCAAAUCCUCCUUUGGUGGUUUGCGUAA
Messenger RNA from Nicotiana tabacum (common tobacco), 530 nucleotides. The record is from RefSeq and is a predicted model, not a curated record. Lineage: Eukaryota; Viridiplantae; Streptophyta; Magnoliopsida; Solanales; Solanaceae.